Vigna radiata var. radiata (mung bean) is the source of this 3218-nucleotide messenger RNA. Its product is annotated as putative pentatricopeptide repeat-containing protein At1g02420. The record is from RefSeq and is a predicted model, not a curated record. Bases 158 to 1660 code for a protein of 500 amino acids. Gene Ontology annotation, molecular function: protein binding. NCBI's taxonomy places the organism in Eukaryota, Viridiplantae, Streptophyta, Magnoliopsida, Fabales, Fabaceae. The transcript has 5 exons.
AAAUGUAUGUUUGGUGAUUGGAGGAAAAUGGAAGUGUAGACAGUUGGGCACAAAAAUUUUUAAUAAACAAAAAAUUAUUCAAUAACUACCUAAACUUACAUAAAGCGACGUGAACCUGUUUCAGUUCUUGUUUUCCUUCACUUCACAAAUUCAAAAAAUGUUGGUGAGACAUUUCUCGGUGAAAUCGCGGUUGAAUUGUGCUCUUCCCUCAAUCGUAUUUCCACACUGCUUCUCAAGCUCCAAUGAAAACGAUGACGUACAGAAAGUGUUCGGCAUACUCAGUAGCACUUCCACGUCGGAACAGCUGAAACAAUCCUUGAAAUCAAGCGGUGUUUUCCUCUCCAAUGAAUUGAUCGAUCAAGUUCUCAAGAGGGUACGCUUCAGCCAUGGGAACCCCUCCCAAACGCUUGAGUUUUUCCGUUACACCGGAAGAAGGAAAGGGUUUUACCAUACUGCGUUUUCCCUCGACACCAUGCUAUACAUUCUUGGAAGAAGCCGCAUGUUUGGUCACGUUUGGGACCUCUUAAUCGAAUGCCGUCGAAAAGACCAAACGGCCAUAACGGCUCGCACUAUUAUGGUCGUGUUGGGCAGAAUUGCCAAAGUGUGUUCAGUUCGACAAACGGUGGACUCGUUUAGAAAGUUCAGGAAGCUGGUGACUGAGUUUGAUACUAAUUGUUUCAAUGCUCUGUUGAGAACGUUGUGUCAGGAGAAGAGCAUGACGGAUGCUAGAAANGUUUACCAUAGUUUNAAGCAUCGGUUUCGNCCAAAUUUACAGACUUUUAACAUUCUUCUUUCCGGGUGGAAGACCCCUGAGGAUGCUGAGGGGUUCUUGAAGGAGAUGAAGGAAAUGGGGGUGGCACCUGAUGUUGUUACAUACAAUAGUUUGGUGGAUGUUUACUGCAAGGGGAGGGAAAUUGAGAAGGCGUAUAAGGUGCUUGAGGAAAUGCGUGAACGGGAUUUGUCGCCGGAUGUGAUCACGUAUACAUGUAUCAUUGGUGGGUUGGGGUUGAUUGGGCAGCCUGAUAAAGCCAAAGAUGUUUUGAAGGAGAUGAAGGAGUAUGGGUGUUACCCUGAUGCCGCAGCCUACAAUGCUGCCAUCAGGAAUUUCUGCAUUGCAAAGAGGCUUGGUGAUGCUAAUGGUUUGGUGGAGGAGAUGGUGAGCAAGGGUUUGAGUCCGAAUGCAACUACUUACAAUUUGUUCUUUAGGGUAUUUUACUGGUCCAAUGAUUUGCAUAACUCUUGGAUCAUGUACAAUAGGAUGAUGGUUGAGGGGUGCCUUCCGAAUACGCAGUCUUGUAUGUUCUUGAUAAGGUUGUUUAGAAAGUAUGAGAAGGUGGAUAUAGCGCUGCAAUUAUGGGGGAACAUGAUGGAAAAGGGUUUUGGGUCGUAUACCUUGGUUUCUGACAUUCUGUUUGACUUGCUUUGUGAUAUGGGGAAGUUGGAAGAAGCAGAGAAGUGCUUUUUGGAGAUGAUUGAAAAGGGGCAGAAACCGAGUAAUGUGUCGUUUAGAAGAAUUAAGGUUCUUAUGGAACUAGCAAAGAGACAUGAGGCCCUUGAGAGCUUGACGCAGAAAAUGUCCAUAUUUGGGCGACCACUCCAAUUGCAUCAAAGUUCGAUGAGCAAAACUGACACAGCGGAUUCUCUCUUUACUAAUAGUUAGAACUGAUUGUGGCAAAAUGAAUGGAAGAUCAAGCGUCUUAAAUCUGUUACAGAAGUGGUUGGAACAUUCAAUAAUGCCUUUUAAUAUUAGUUUGAGACAUUUGCGAUAAGAGAGUUGAACGGUUAUUUAGGUGGAGUCAGAAGUUUUUCUGUUAACUGCAAAUUGGGGUUGACAUAAGUGUGUUGGGACUGUUGUGACAUGAGUUGUGAUCAGUCCAUUUGUGGUUUUCUAUUUUUGAAACAAAACUGGAACAUUUUGAAUGUUGUGGUUGCAUUGCAGUUGUUUGGGGCUUUUUGUAUCGAUAGGAAUCACUUCAUAAUUGUUAGUUGAUGUGGCUGUGGACAAUGCUGCAACUUCAAUAUGUGUUUAUUCUAGGUUGUUAAGGAAACACUUCUCAUAUUGUUCUGAGGACUUUGAAUACAAAGGAGGACCAUUUUCAGCAAGGGAUGAUUUUUGGCUUGACAUUUUGAAAUUCAUGCCAUUCUUCUCUGAAUGGAUCUGCUUCAAAUCUUCCAGAUGGUGCCGGACGAUCUUUUGCGACAUCGUUUUCUGGUCAGUCUGGUGCAGCCUCCCCAAUUUUUCAUCACACUGGAGCUAUUCAAGGAUUUCACAAUAUUCAUGGGAGCUUUAAUGUUCCCAACAUGCCCGGUUCACUCACAUCGGGAAAUUCAACUAUAAAUAAUGUGCCAUCUGGUGGUGUUCAACAUUCCACUGGAAGCCUUUCUAGUGGAAGAUUUACAUCCAACAAUCUACCAGUUGCAUUGUCUCAGCUAUCUCAUGGAAGCUCCCAUGGACAUUCAGGAGUCACCAAUAGAGGAGGUAUAAGUGUUGUAGGGCAUUCAAUAUGGAUGCGGUGGCAAGGACUGCAAAAGCACCUGAAAAAGAUGAAAAUAGUUGUGAACCUCCACGUGUUGGAAGAUUGGAAAAAGUUAGAAAAAACAACUAGAAAAUAAAAAGUCUUAAAGAUGAAAUUGUUGCUAUAAGGAAGGCGUUAAAUCAACGAAGAAAGACUGGAAGGUUUCACCAAAAUGUUUCCGUUGACGAAGCUGGUGUUGAUGUUGUGGGUGAGGGGAAUGAAGGAGGUGUCGAAGAAGCAGCGGUUGAUGAUACAGUUGAAGACGAAGCAGGUGCUGAUGAAGGAGUUGCUGGUGAAGCAACUUUUAGUGAAACAGCUGGAGAUGAAGAUGGUGUACAUGAAGAAGAAAUAACUGCAGCACCUGUUGAUCAAGUUGCUGCAACUGCAGCACCUGUUGAUGAAGCAACUGCACCUGCAGCAGCUAUUGAUAAAGCACGUGCAGAUGAGCAACCUUUUCAUGAAGCAGUUGCACACGAACAAGGUGUUGACGAAGUUAUUGCAGAUGAAGAUGUUGUUGAUGAAUUACCCCCACGGGAUCCACCAGCUUUCGUUGACAUUGGUGGUGAUGAUGAUGAAGCUGAUCAAUUAAUUCCACAUGUACAACCGUUGGUUGUGGAGCCUUUGACUACUAUUCCUGCCGAUCUAAUCACAAGGGUGGAUUUGGAGAAGUUGUACUACAUUUUGACUUGAAAAGACAUUGUA